AGACAUAUCUCGCGACAUAUCCCCGUCCCAACAACCCCGCGCACACCGGCUACCUAUCUUUCAUUGCACGUACGCGCGCGGGGGGGCAACGCGGGAGGGGUCGCGCGGAGCCAUCUUGCCAUCGGCCGCCGAUCCGAGCGCGUCUCGCGACCCAGCGCUCAUAAUUCGCACUAAUUACCCACCAAAACCAGUGAAAAACACACAAAAACUAGUGUUUUAUAGUGUAAAAGUGUUGUGUUGUGCUCUCGGAUUGUUCGUGUGAAAGAUACCGGAUGCGGGAUGUGUCAGUGAUCAGUGUAGUGGUGUGUGUGCGUGAAAAUGUGUUGUGUGUGUGUGAGGAGCCGGCGCAGAGCUGAAUGAUCGCUUCCAUACAAGACGCGGUAUGGAGAAGGAGAAUGGGGAAGGCGGCGACGCCGGCAAGCCGCCGCCCGACGGGCUGCUCGACGCCGCGGGGCUCUUCGGAGCAUACUGGGGCCGCGACGGCGCGGGCGGCGCGGCGCAGGCCCAGGCGCAGGCGCAGGCCGCGCUGUUCGGCUUCGGCGGGCGCUACCCCACCCCGCAGAGCUCGCUCGGCGGACACAGCCAGGCGUCCUUCCAUCCUGCGGCCAGUGCAGCUUGGUGGUCCAUGGCGUCUCACCUAGCGGCCCAAGACUAUCUGGCUAGAAUACAGGCCUCUGGUCUGGGGUUCGGCGGGCCGCUUGGAGACCCUUACUCGGCGCUGUCUGCGUUAUCAGCCAAGCCUGGCAAGGGCAAGCCGCAGCAGAGGAAUGAAAGGUCAGGGCGGAGUAGUACAUCAUCGAGUGCAUCGACGAAGGAGAAGAGUCCAUCCACCAGCAACUCGCAGCCGAGUAUGAGUGAGUGGGGAACAUCAUACGGCUUUCCAAAGACGUCCUCCCCCUCGACGAUGCAUUCGCAUUCCCAAGCGAUGUCCAGCUUGGCUUCCCUAAACAGCUUGGCGUCCGCCCCGCAUCAAGCCAAGCCGAGCAAGCAUCAGCAAAGCCAGCCCCGCAAAUCGUCGUCGUCCUCGUCGUCGACGACGUCGUCGAAAGGCAAGGAGCGCGAGCUGGCGCUGCUGCGCGGCGACCUCAUGCUGGCGCAGGCCGCCGCGCACGGCGCCUACCACGCCGCCGUCGCCGCCGCCGCCAAGGGCAAGAACAUGUCCCAACUGUACCCGUUCGGUAUGCCGGGCUCCGACAAGGACCGGCACGGGGCCAUCGACUCCCUGACCGGCCUGCCUCACAAUAUACUUAGUGCUGCAUUGGAGGGGGGUGAUCCGUCAUCGGUGUUAGGCGGGGUAAGACUUCCGCCCGAUACAGAAAUUAUCAAAUACACCUCCUCGCUAACAGGGCCUAAGGCGCCGCCAGGGACGACUAAUCGGGGACGCAAGAAGACGAUAUCCCUGGACCCGCCGCAAGUGUCCGUCCAUCCGUCCACGGAGCGAGGGGCGCCGCUCCCUAGCAAACGGCAGAAAGUGGACGACUACGGCAACUCGCGGUCAUCGGUCGAAGUGAUCCGGUUGCCGAACAAGCCGGACCGUGCCGGACACCGGACGGACAGUCCGGCCAACCUUGCUGACUAUGCGGGUAUAUCCCGUGAGCUGCUACAGACGAUUGCGAGUCAGAGCGGCGUCAGUUUAGCGGCCCUGGAGAGACAGCUGGCUGGCUCCACCGCUGCCGCAGAUUCCGGUCUUAAUCUAAGCACAAAGUCGAAUAACACGAGUACGGAGGACUCUCCGCUGGAUCUCGGACUAAAGACUGGCGGAGAUGAAGACGCUCCGCUAAACCUCUCCCUCAAACCCACGCCUCGUAAGUAUACUCCAUCCGGUCUGAUAUAUCACACAAAGUGGAAUAACACGAGUACGGAGGACUCUCCGCUGGAUCUCGGACUAAAGACUGGCGGAGAUGAAGACGCUCCGCUAAACCUCUCCCUCAAACCCACGCCUCCGAGUACGCAAGCGUCCGACGCGUUAUCGCGUCUCACGUCGCUCAGCAGUUCGCUCAGCGCGUCCUCGAGCAACGACAGGAUAUCACGACGAAAGCCGGGCGCGAAGCCUCGUCGCGUGGUGCCCGAGCUCAACUCCCAGGUCGCAGACUCCCCCAGACCCAAGUCCAGUGGGAGCGAAGACAGUGAAUCUGUCGGCUGGCCGAACCGCGAGGGUCGACCGCGGAACCUCGGCCGUGGAGUCAGCAAACCCAAGAAAAAUACAGUGGCUUCCCUGCUGGCGCAGAGCAGAGCGCUCGGCCUAAGGCCCGCGUUGGCUCAGCAGCUACUGGCUGAGACUGACCUGGAAAAACUGAAAGCUUUACUCGGCGAGGCUGCGAGUACGGACAGCGAGUGUCCGUCCGACAGCUGUCCGUCAGAUUCCGACACCAGCGAGUCCAGUCGGCUGCAUGACUCGUCUUACAGACUGCCGCUUGCUAGAGGCUGGAAACGAAUAACUGUGAUCAAAGGCCUCUCCCGCAACUGCAAUAUAAAGGGUGACGUCACAUACACGCCUCCCGAACCACAUCAGGGCAUGAAUAUUAAAAGCAUGCAAGAAUUACAAACAUUCCUGGAUUCGAACCCGCAACCGCCUCUAACGACGGAACACUUCAGCUUCAGCGCGCGUUUAAUACUUGGAGAAUAUAUCCAACCGGCGCCGGAGUUGCCCGAGCCCCUGCUUUUUAGCGAGCCAGAGAUUAAUAAGAGAUUGGAGGAAGCAAGGGCGCUAGCAGCCCUAACGGGCCCACGGCCAACACCGCCGCCUGUCGACCGCAGAAUAGAACUAGCGAGGCGGCAGCAAGCGGCACGCGACGCCCGCAGAGAUGCAAACUCGCGUUCCCGCGAUCAGGCGCGACUAGUCAGAGAGCUCGAGCGAACAGAAAAGGCUGAGCUUGCCAAACGCGAGAAAGAGGCGCGGAGCGCACAACUACUAGAGCAUAUCAACAAGAACCGAACGCAGCUUACCAUCGAGCCGCUACCGAAAACCGAUACCGAAUGGAAAAUACCGGAUCUAGUGAUGGGCCCGGCUACCAAAACCAGUAAAGACCGAACCAUGCCGCCUAUAAGUCUAUCUUUGAUACCUGUCUCUGGUAAAGAUAGUCACAAUACACCGAUAAAGUUAAAUCUAGAACAAAGCUGGAAAGACUCUGUAGAAUACAACGCUUUAGACAAAAUGAAGGAUUUCGCCGAAAAGGCCGCUUUCGAUCUGCCUAAAAGUUCUAAACAAAACUUCGAUUUCUCUCUAUUGAAAACGCAAGAGAAAAAAACGAAAACGUCAGACAAAGAGAACAGUCUAGAAAAACUGAUAGAAUCCUAUUCAAGAAUAUCGGAAUUCAUAAACGGCUCCGAUUGGUUGAAACUGCAGGACAAGAGAGACGACACGAAAACGCUAGAACAGAAAUAUAUUGACGCUAAAAACGAGUUCAUGUCGCAGAACUUAAUGUUAAUGCCUAAAAAGACUGUAAAAGAAGUGAUAGAUAUAAGCGAGGACGAUGAACUCACAGAAUUGACAAAGAGAAUAAAUAAAGGUACCAUAAAUGUCGGGAAAGAUGGAGAACUGUCGAUUUCGGUACAUAAUUUCGGAAAGGAAGUUUCGGCCAAAAGGCGAAAACAGGAAGAGAUUGAGAAACAGAAAGUCGAGGAGCAAGUCAAAAAACAACAGGACAGGGAAAUAAAACGGCAACAGGCCAUGCUUCUCAAAGAGCAGCAAAAGUAUAUAACUGAGGAAAGAGAGAGACGGCGACAACACACGACGUUCAUCCGUCAACUGGACUCGCGAAGGAGAUGGGAGGAGCGAGAGAGACGGAAACACCAGAAUUUACUAGACAGGCUGCUGGCGAAAGAGAAGAAGUUACAGCAGAGGAAGAAAGAGAUGGAACUACUCGCUGAACUAAGACGACCUCAAGAAGACUCCACACUAUCAGAUCAGAAGCCCCUCCCUACCCUAAAUCGGGUCCCUGGCUUGAAACUCCCUGGACAGGCCAUGGCGGAUCUGCUCCAAGCGUUCGAGUUCAUACACAACUUCGGGCAGACGCUAGGAUUCGAUGUGGAUUCGAUCCCAUCAUUGAACACUUUGCAAGCGGCGUUGCUGCCUGCAUGCAGUCCUGAAGUUGAACUCGAAUUGAUGCAAGUUCUGACGCAUCUCCUAGUUUGUGCUAUUGAGGACCCCGGUAUUCCGCACCCAGGCCGCCACACAACUUUGCUAGGACACGCUCUACGUAUGGGCGACAUCACGGAGCACAAUCUCAGUGAAGUUCUCCGUAUAUACCUGUAUGCCAACGCGACAGGCGAAGUCAAAGCUUUGACUGGUCUAUCUGCGGAACGGGAGAGAGAGCGGCGAGUGGCGGACCACCAUCAAACUGACGCUGAAAUCCAACAAACUGUCUCAACCACGAAGAAUGGUGCUUACUACGAACAUCUGCACAACAACAAUACAUAUAAACUGUCUGAGGCCCUCCGUGACAAGCCAUUCCUAGCCCUAAACGCGACAACCAAGUCCGCCAUCUUGGCGUUCCUAUGCAACGAGCUGCUGCAGAACAAAUCUGUGUUAAGACAGAUCGACGGAGCCCUAGAUCACCUGAAUCAGCUGAAGAAAGAGCGGUACCUUAUGGACAUGAAGAUAAGGAAAGUACGAGUCCUCCACCAACGCAAGCAGCGAUCCGAGCAGACUGAGAAACAACAAUUACUUGCAUUAGAAAGAAUGCAGCGCCUUGUAGAAGAGAGUACGGCUAGUCUUAGUCGCGCUUCGCCACAAUCACAUGAGGAUGAGCAUGCGACCCCCGAAAAAGACCGCAAAGAAGACGAUAAAGAAUCCACCCCCGACAUCGCCCCCUCCCCCUACAAGGAGGAUAGCGACAAAGACCUCUCCCCCCUCAAAGACGCGAAGAAGGAGCUGAUGAAUAAUAAUAAGGAGGAGUGUUCGCCGCAGGACAAUAAGGUGGAUAAGGACAGUGUGAUGGGGGAUUGUGAUGCGAUCCUGAGCGAUUUGGAGAGUGAGGGGACGCAGCCGGAAGAGGACGAAGACAAGAACUUAUCUGCAGAAGAAUUAUCCCGGAAACUUGAGAAAUUACUGCGACAAUCAGAGCAACAGCUUCAACAGCUCGCGGCUGGUUCGCAUGCUCUGAGGGCCACGUGCUACGGACAGGACAGAUAUUGGCGCCGGUACUGGUCGCUGGGCAAGUGUGGCGGCGUCUUCGUAGAGGCGAUGGAGUCGGCGCAGCCGGAGAUCAUGGACUACCACUUCGCGCUCGAGGAGAGGGCGCGGAGGCCCGCGGAACUUAGGAGAGUAAAAGAAUGCAAAGAAAUUCAAGCGGACGUGCCCGACCUCGCCACCGAGGCCCUCAAGAAGGAAGAGGCCCUUAAGAGCGAACUUGAAUUGAAAAACAUCAAGUCAGAGCUGAAUCUCAGCGACCACACGCAGAUCAUCAAAUAUGAGCCCAAUGUCAAACAUGGAGCGUGCAAGGUCGAAGGGUCAAUCAAAAUGGAAGAGAAGUACAUCCAGCAUAAGCAGACGAACGAGGAAGAGAUGCUAGACAUUGAGGACUCCAUCCCGACGGCUUUCCUCGUCCAGAAACCCACACAUACCCCCAUGUUCGCUGCUCAACCGGAAGCUGUAGAUAAGCCACAGGAAAUCGUCAAAGUAGAAAAUGUAGUCAAAAAAGAGGUCGAAAAAGAGGAGCCGGAAGAACAAAAAGACCAACUAGUCAACAAUUUGGAAGAGCUCCGCAAACUGGCCGAAGCGGUGUCUUCUCAGCUCGACGCCGCUAAAAAAGCGGAGGAAAUUAAGGAAGAAAAAAAGGAGAUUAUAAAGGAAGAGGUUAUGGAGCCUGACGCUGCACAUAGAUAUUUAUAUACUAAAAUGUUGGAAGGCAAAUGGUUCUCUAUAUUAAGACAUGAAAACUCCUUUUUGAUUUCCGAAGAGAAAGAUCAGAAAGUCUACUGUGACAAUGAACAUUCCUGCUCGGAAAUUAUCAUGUCACAAGGGCACAAAUGGGAUGUGUCUAAUAAUCUACAUUUACUGAAUGAUCCUAGUUUAUUCACGUUGAAUAGUAUGGUGACGAGCGUUCAGGUGCCGAGUAAUAAUGUGUACGCGGAUUCUAGUAUGUCUAUGUCUGGGUUGGAUCAGGAUAUGCUGGAUGCAAGUAAGGAGGGUAUUUUGGGAUUUUGGGAUGUUAAGGAGGAUAGUAAACAGGAUCAAGAACAGGACAACGACCUAGAAAAGGAACUCCAAGCCGACGCCCUAAAACACGACAUGGCCUCCCAAAAGGCAAAGGCCUCCUCCCUCACCUCUCUCGGCCUCCUCAACUUCAACGCGCUAUCAACUUAUGUGACGUGCGACAGUCCGCCGCCUAUUCAGAUGACUGCUGACGAAAUGCAACAGCUAGACAAAUGUAAAGUUCAUGGAUUGCCGAAGAAGCAGGGAGGCGCUUUCGUACCUAGAGAAUUAAGACACGGAUGGUGGCGUGUCACAGAUCCUGACCAACUGAAGGAGUUGAUAGAUUCCCUGCAUCCGCGCGGUGCGAGGGAGAAAGAACUACAGGCUUCACUCGUGCAGAAUACACCUAUGAUAAAUAAUAAGCUAUACAUAGACAAAGGUGACGCGUCGUGCACAGAAUUAUCCAUCACCCCCCUAGACCGAGCCAUUAUGGCGUCCGGAGGGUACCCACCCCCUGAACCUCCAGGGUCCUUCUGUGCGGUCACGGCGAGACGCUGCGACAUGCAGUUACUUGGCAUGGUGGAACAAUUAGAAGAACGGGUCGCCGCCGCAUCAAUGCAGGUCCCCGGCUGGCGUCCCUCCCGCCUGGCGUUACCCGAGGAAGCCACCGGCGCCGAAAUAGUAGCCAGAGCACGGCAUAAGUUGGCGUCACUAGAGGCACAUAUCGAGAGGAGAUACCUCAAGCCACCUUUGGUACAAAGGUAUGCUAGUAACUCGGACGCUAGUCUCGGCGCGGCGCGGCAGGGCGAACACGGGAACGCGUCAGCCCCGUCACCUCACGACUCUGACGUCGACUCUAAACCUGAAACAAAGUCUCUAGCGCGCGGCUUAGCGACCUGGCGAGAAGCGGUCGCCCGGUGCAACACUUCAGCACAAUUAGCCAUGCUGGCGGCGGCGCUAGAGGCCGCCACGGCGUGGGACAAGAGCGUCAUGAAGGCGAACUGUCAAUUCUGCCUGCUGGGAGACAACGAAGAACAAUUACUGUUGUGCGAUGGUUGUGACAAAGGAUACCACACGUACUGCUUCAAGCCGAGCAUGGACAAGAUACCUGAAGGCGAUUGGUACUGCUGGGUGUGUGUGAACAAGGCCCGCGGCGAGAGAGUGUGCAUCGUGUGUGGUGGUGCGUGCCCUGGACGGACUAUCCCGUGUGCGUUAUGUGUGCGCGCCUACCACCACGACUGCCACUAUCCGCCAUUACCUAAGAACCCGCGAGGCAAAUGGUAUUGCUCUCAAUGCAUCUCUCGCGCUCCCCCCAAGAAGCCGCGCAACACGAAGAAAAAGGACAGCAAGCAUAAAGACGUGAACACCAGCGUCGAUGCUGAUCAGAAUAUGGUGCCUAGUCCUGCGCCGUCGCACGCGUCGACGUCGACGCUGGCCGAGGACGCGGGCGCCGACGCCGCGCCCGAGCCCGAGCCCGACCCGCCGCCGCCGCCGCCGCCGCCAGUGCCACCAGAUUUGCCGGAAGACGGACCUCCGCCGGAGAAACGACGCGCAUUACAAUACGUCGGCGGAAACGGAGCCUUACAGCACGAGACGGACAAUGUGGACGGAAUAGAGCCAGACGCAGAAAACGUGCCGCUGCUGUCUCGCGCGAAGAAAGAGAAGCACAACGCGAAGAAACUGCAGAAGGAACUGCAGUUUUGCAAGAAUUUACUCUACGAGAUGGAAUGCCACGAGCACGCCUGGCCGUUCCUACUUCCCGUCAACACGAAGCUGUUCCCCCAAUACAAGAAGGUCAUCAAAUGUCCCAUGGACCUCUCCACCAUCAAGAAGAAACUGCUGGACAACACGUACAAAUGUAAAGAAGAGUUCGCGUCAGACGUCCGCCUCAUAUUCAGCAACUGCGAGGUAUUCAACGAGGAUUACAGCCCGGUCGGUCGCGCCGGACACAACAUGAGGGAGUUUUUCGACACGCGCUGGGCGCAAAUAUAAAGAUUAUUGGCUAUGUGUGAAGUCGGUUGUGGGGGACAAGCGACGCCAACGCACGACUCGGUGAAAAUAUGAAUUUCCGUGGGACAUCAUACUAUUUGGCAGUUAUCAACUGUCUAAUAAGCGAUAUGACCCACACGGACGCCGCCACUGUCAUGCACGGAGCGAAUAGGCAUUCGGUAUACCAGAUAAAUGUUACUUUCACAUGGACAUAUAGGGAGCGUGCAGGAACUGUAGAGGGCAGCACAGGAGCCCCUUGGCGAAAAGUGACAGUGUGAAAUCAUAAUUUUCAAUUUAGGUUCGGCAACGCGCAUGUAACACUUCUGGAGUUGCAGGCGACCAUAGGCUACGGAGACUGCUUACCAUAACGCCGUAUGCUUGUUUGCCACCGACGUAGUAUAAAAAAUGUCAUCGUUAUAUGAUUAUGCUGGCCGAUAUUGGCCGGCCAAGUGACUGA
Cydia splendana is the source of this 8582-nucleotide messenger RNA. RefSeq lists its product as uncharacterized. Bases 383 to 8128 code for a protein of 2581 amino acids. Lineage: Eukaryota; Metazoa; Arthropoda; Insecta; Lepidoptera; Tortricidae. The transcript has 54 exons. Gene Ontology annotation, cellular component: chromatin. The record is from RefSeq and is a predicted model, not a curated record. Gene Ontology annotation, molecular function: DNA binding; protein binding.